Labeo rohita (rohu) is the source of this 2783-nucleotide messenger RNA. RefSeq names its product CCR4-NOT transcription complex, subunit 4a (gene cnot4a). The transcript is spliced from 13 exons. The coding region runs from base 308 to 2623 and encodes 771 amino acids. Gene Ontology annotation, molecular function: metal ion binding; RNA binding; ubiquitin-protein transferase activity. Lineage: Eukaryota; Metazoa; Chordata; Actinopteri; Cypriniformes; Cyprinidae. Gene Ontology annotation, cellular component: CCR4-NOT complex. Gene Ontology annotation, biological process: protein ubiquitination. The record is from RefSeq and is a predicted model, not a curated record.
CUCAGUGAGAGGUGACUGGUUACUGUAUUCCCUCCUCAUUUCAGUGUAAGAUGGUGGUAAGAAUCUGCUACCUAAAUAAACAGCAAAACUGAGUAGGAAAACGUCUAAUCAAAUUUGAACAUCUGAGCUGUGGAACAGUGCUCAUUCCAAACUUUCAGAUAGGCACAUCUGAGCAGUUGAAAGGCAGAAACCCCCGCCUAAACUAGAGUGAAUAUCCCUUGGAGUGGAAUCCCUGCAAUACAGGACCAGCUAGUUGAACCCUUCGGCCGACCUGCCAGAGACUCUUCCGAUCUUGCCGUACGAUAGGAUGUCCCGCAGUCCCGAGCUGAAAGAAGACCCCAUGGAGUGCCCACUGUGCAUGGAACCGCUGGAGAUUGACGACGUCAACUUCUUCCCCUGCACCUGCGGCUACCAAAUCUGCCGCUUCUGCUGGCAUCGCAUCCGCACAGACGAGAACGGCCUCUGCCCUGCUUGCAGAAAGCCUUAUCCGGAGGAUCCGGCGGUAUACAAACCACUGUCACAAGAGGAGAUCCAGAGGAUAAAGAAUGAGAAGAAGCAGAAGCAGAACGAGAAGAAGCAGAAGGUGACGGAGAACCGCAAGCACCUGGCCAGUGUCCGUGUGGUGCAGCGGAACCUCGUGUUCGUCGUGGGACUUUCUCAAAGACUCGCGGAUGCGGAGGUUCUAAAGCGUCCGGAAUAUUUCGGAAAGUUCGGCAAAAUCCAUAAAGUGGUCAUCAAUAACAGCACGUCGUAUGCAGGUUCACAGGGUCCUAGUGCCAGUGCCUAUGUAACUUACAUUCGUUCAGAGGACGCCCUUAGAGCAAUACAGUGUGUGAACAAUGUCAUAGUGGAUGGUAGAACACUCAAGGCUUCUUUAGGUACAACAAAGUACUGCAGUUAUUUUCUCAAAAGCAUGCAGUGUCCUAAACCGGACUGCAUGUAUUUACACGAACUGGGGGAUGAAGCAGCUAGUUUUACAAAAGAAGAAAUGCAGGCUGGAAAACAUCAAGAGUAUGAACAAAAAUUACUGCAAGACCUUUACAAAGCGAACCCCAACUUUUUACAAACCUCAACAUGUGGGGAGAAGUCGAAGAGCAAACCUAACUCCACUCAGAGACCCAAUAGUACCAAUAAAGAAGGGUGGCCCUCAUUACAGAACUAUGGGAAAAUGGUUAACGGUUUAACCACAGAGCAUCGCAAGUCCCCUCCUCUAUUAGACUGCCUAACAGACUCAGACCACAUGACUCCAGACGAACCAGACCCUGAACAGGGAACAGAACAGAACACAGGCCUUCCACCUUUCCCAUCAGCCUUAGAGCCUACCAGUCCAAUUGGCAAACCAUCAGAACCCAUAAGUAUAGGAAACGGGGAAAAUAUAUCACAGACAUCCAGUAGCGAUUCCCCAUCUCCUCCACCUGGCCUUACUAAACCCAGCCUCGUUGUGCCCAUCAGCGUGGCCGAACUCACAGUGCGCUCACCCUUCGAAGGGGCGGCAGCGGAGUCUCAGUCUCUUUUCUCAGACAACAGCAAUUUCAGACAUCCCAACCCCAUCCCCAGCGGCCUGCCCCCCUUCUCCAGCUCACCACAGGGAGCCUCCGACUGGCCCAUGACUCCAGAACCACAGAGCCUUUUCACCUCAGACACUAUCCCAGUGUCGUCCUCCACUGAUUGGCAGGCGGCCUUUGGUUUUGGCUCUUCGGCCAAGCAGCAGCAGCAGGACGAUGACCUCGGCUUCGACCCAUUUGACGUCACACGGAAGGCCCUGGCCGACCUUAUAGAGAAAGAGCUGUCAGUCCAGGAGCAUUCCCCCCUCUCUCCCAAUCCCUCUUCCCACCAGACCAUCCUACCCAACGGCCAACAGCGCCUUCCCCACCUCCAGCACAGAGGCCUCUAUAACUCCUUCAGCCUGCCCCAACACAUGGCCGCACGCCACCCCUGGAUGGGCCUCCCCACCCGCAAUAACCUCACACACUUGAACCACACGGCCUCAGCUGCGCACAGCCAUUUCUUAGACCUGAGCAUGCCGGCCCAGCACCACAGCACCGGCCUUGGGGGGAUUCCUAUAUCAGAAAACAAUGGCUCUGUGGAAAGAAUAAAUGUGAAAGAGUGGCAGGACGGACUGCGAGCUCUCCUACCAAAUAUCAACAUCAACUUCGGAGGCCUCCCGAACUCUACCUCUUCCUCCUCCUCUUCCUCCACUUCCAGUGUGAACCACAUCGGGGUGCCGGUAGGCUCAACUGGAGUCUCGCACAGCCUCAGUUGGGACAGCACGGCCAGUUGGAUGGACCCCGCCAUCAUCACAGGUAUCCCAGCAUCCACAGGUAACAGUUUGGACUGUCUCCAGGAUGACAAUCCGCCACACUGGCUCAAGUCACUGCAGGCGCUCACAGAGAUGGACGGACCGCCCAGCUCCAGCGCACUCCCACAGCCCCCGCACACCGGCCUCCUGGACGCGGCGGCCCAACUGUCCUUACACAGAGCCGCCUGGGCCCCUUACCUCCCUCCUCCCACACUCAACCCAAGUCAGUUCCACUCCCCACCUCCAGGCUUUCAGACAGCCUUCAGACCCCCAGCGCAGACGGCCACAGACAUCCUACAGAGUGCCGGUAUUGACCGUCACUAAAGAUUUAACUACAUCACAAAUAUGAAACUGCAAAUAUACCCCUUCCAUUAAUAACGUAACAUAAGCUCUUGUCUUUCUACCCUUUCCCUCUCCAUCCCUUUCACAUCAGGAUUUGUUUGUUGUCAGUUUUUUUUUUUUUUUUUUUUUUUUUUUGAAGGCA